UUCGAAACGCAGAAUUGAACGUCGAUUCUUCUCGAUAUAUCGAUCGAUAUAUUCAUCAGCACUCGUUCAUUACUUCACAUCCUCCACAGAGGUCCUUCACACUGUUGUGGUUGCAUGGGUUGUUGGUUGUUGCGUUUUGUAAAAACGGUUUUUCAAGUAACAAAGUGGAGAAAUACGGUUAUCGAAGAACAUUCUUGAAGAAUUUUCGUGACGGACAAAGGUUUUCAAUACGAUAACCGCAAUGUCGAUCGGAGUUCCCAUUAAAGUGCUUCACGAAGCCGAGGGCCAUAUUAUAACCUGCGAAACGAACACCGGCGAGGUGUAUCGCGGUAAACUGAUAGAGGCGGAGGAUAAUAUGAAUUGUCAGAUGCAGGGUAUCACAGUGACGUACCGGGACGGCCAGGUCGGGCAGCUGGAGAACGUGUAUAUCCGCGGCUCGAAAAUCAGGUUUCUCAUAUUACCAGAUAUGCUGAAGAAUGCACCCAUGUUCAAACGACCCGGCGGCAAGGGAUCGGGCACAGCCGGCAGAGGAAAAUCCGCUAUAUUGCGAGCCCAAGCUCGUGGCAGAGGAAGAGGGCAAAAUCAAAGAGGCAAGGGUACUGGUUCGGCACCUUGGCUGAAUCAACAGGGUCAACCGGGUGGAUCUCAACCUGGAAGAGGCAGGGGAUAAAUUAUAAGAUGUGAUAGUAAACAAUAUUUUCUGAUUAUUUAAGUACAGGUGUAAUUUCAUUCCCGUAUUUUUGUAUCAUUUCGAAGCAAUAUAUUUUUGCGUACACUCAAAA
This is a messenger RNA of Temnothorax curvispinosus, 782 nucleotides long. Its product is annotated as small nuclear ribonucleoprotein Sm D3-like. The transcript has 2 exons. Gene Ontology annotation, molecular function: RNA binding. The record is from RefSeq and is a predicted model, not a curated record. Bases 242 to 670 code for a protein of 142 amino acids. Lineage: Eukaryota; Metazoa; Arthropoda; Insecta; Hymenoptera; Formicidae. Gene Ontology annotation, biological process: spliceosomal snRNP assembly; RNA processing. Gene Ontology annotation, cellular component: commitment complex; U4 snRNP; pICln-Sm protein complex.